Molecule: messenger RNA, 2883 nt
Organism: Neocloeon triangulifer
Lineage: Eukaryota; Metazoa; Arthropoda; Insecta; Ephemeroptera; Baetidae
Gene: Nep2
Product: neprilysin-2
Exons: 13
Coding region: 194-2545 (783 amino acids)
Biological process (GO): protein processing
Cellular component (GO): plasma membrane
Molecular function (GO): metalloendopeptidase activity
Source: RefSeq, a predicted model, not a curated record
AACAACGCCAUCAUCUCAUCAUAUGGCGGGAAAUUUAGACGAUCGCCGACUCUGUUCUGCUGCAGGACGACCUGGAUGCUGUCAAUGACACCAUCAUCAAGUACAGCAACGUGGAGCGCAUCUUUAGCGUGCACAUUAAGUAGAGACCUGCAAUGAAAUACGCAUACAAAAAUCGCGCGUAGUAAGGCAGCCAAUGUUCUCUCCUUUGCGGUCCGCAAUCCGCAACCUGCACGGCUGCACCGCAUACCAAACAAUUGGUCAAGCCGAGAUUCAACAAUCAGUGGGAUGGCUGCCGAGGAGCUGCUUUGGCAAGCAGAUUUUCCUGAUGACGACCUUGACCUGUUUGCUGUCAUUGGGUCUUGGCUCGGCGCUCGGCGCCGCUGCCGUCUACAAGCGUAUCGCUACCAGAGCCAUCAGCGACACGUCUGCAGUUUCAAGUUCACUGCCCAGAAAAACUGCAAUUGCGAACGAGGAGUCACAGACUAAUGCACCUGAAGGCCAACUCUGCCUCACACCAGGAUGCGUUCAUUCUGCGGCGAGUGUUUUAAAAAACAUGAAGCUGGAGGUGAACCCUUGCGACGACUUUUACGACUUUGCGUGUGGUGCCUUUGUGCGCGACACGCUGAUUCCCGAUGACAAAACUUCGGUGAACGGUUUUAAUGUUAUCCACGAAAAACUGCAGGAGCAGCUGCGAGUGACCAUUGAGGCGCCUGUAACCGAAGACGAGCCAAAGCCUUCCCGCAUGGUCAAGCACCUUUACAAGGCCUGCAUGAACAAAAGUUUGAUUGAGGAGAGAGGAAUCACGCCGGCCAAGGAGUUGUUGAAGAAGCUGGGCGGGUGGCCGGUGCUCGAGGGUGACGAUUGGGACGCCGGAUCCUUCUCCUGGCUCCAGAGCGUCUACAAGUUCAAGGAGCACGGUUUCAGCGUUGAUUAUUUCAUUGAUUUUUCAGUCGCCACCGAUUUGAAGAACUCCACCAAGAGGAUUAUUGACUUGGAUCAAGGUUCUCUUGGACUGAGCAGGGAAUAUUUUAUCAAAGGCAUCGAGGACAAAGUGGUGUCCGCCUAUUACUCAUAUAUGGUAGACUUAGCCGUUUUGUUUGGUGCUGACAAAAAUAGGGCCCAAUCCGAGCUCAAGGAGUCCCUUAUUUUUGAAAUGACCCUUGCAAACAUUUCGCUGCCGAAUGAGAAAAGACGCAACGCCACCAAGCUUUACAAUCCAAGGUCAAUUGAAGAACUGCAGAAGGAGUACCCGUCCAUCCCUUGGAUGGAGUAUUUUAACAAAAUCCUGCCUCCAUCUGUUCAAGUAAAAACAGACGAAGUGGUAGUCAUAAACGUUCCUUCAUACGUCGCAGAGCUCGAAAAAUUGGUCAGCAACACACCAAAAAGGGUUCAGGCGAAUUAUGUUCUGUGGAGAGCCGCCGCCGCACUUGUGUCAUAUCUAACUGAGGAGGUACGUAAGAGGCAGCUCAAAUACUAUACCACCUUGUCUGGCAAAACAGAGCGUGAGCCUAGGUGGAAGGAGUGCAUUGACAUGGUUACUGGAAGUCUGAGUAUUGCCGUUGGAUCCCAAUAUGUGAAGAGGUACUUCAAGGAGGAGGCUAAGAAAAACUCACAGGAUAUGGUCGAAGACAUCAGGGCAGAGUUCAUCAAAAUUUUGAAAACCAUUGAUUGGAUGGACGAUGAGACGAGGGUGAACGCUUUGGAGAAGGCGGCAGCUAUGGCAACACACAUUGCUUAUCCAGAUGAAUUGCUUGAUGAUAGCAAAAUUAUUGAAUUUUAUGACAAGUUAGAGGUGAGUCCUCAUUUGUAUCUGGAGAGCGUCCUAAACAUGACCAUGUUUGGCACCGAGUUCUCAUUCUCGCGACUGCGAAAGCCUGUCAACAAGACUGACUGGAUCACCCAUGGAAGACCCGCGGUAGUCAACGCAUAUUACAGUUCCAUCGAAAACAGUAUUCAAUUCCCAGCGGGCAUUCUCCAGGGCGUCUUCUUCUCAAACGACAGACCUAGGUACAUGAAUUACGGUGCAAUCGGUUUUGUCAUCGGCCAUGAAAUUACGCAUGGCUUUGACGACCAGGGUAGACAAUUUGACAAGGAGGGCAACCUGGUAGACUGGUGGAAGACCUCCACCAAGGAACAGUACCUCAAGAGAGCCCAGUGCAUCAUCGAGCAGUACGGAAACUACUCAGUACCCGAAGUGGGCCUGAAGCUGAAUGGAGUAAAUACUCAGGGCGAAAACAUCGCCGACAACGGUGGCGUUAAAGAGGCUUAUUACGCCUACAACUCUUGGGUGGAGCGGAACGGUGAGGAAGGCCUAUUGCCCGGUCUGAACUUCACCCAAAAGCAGAUGUUUUGGAUUAGCGCGGCUAACGUGUGGUGCAGUAAAUACCGACCUGAGACCAUAAAGUUGCGAAUCCUCACUGGGUUCCACUCGCCGGGACAGUUCAGAGUCAAUGGUCCGCUUUCUAAUUUGCCCGAGUUCGCCAGGGACUUCAACUGCCCCCUCGGUUCGAAAAUGAACCCCGAGCACAAAUGCUCUGUCUGGUGAUCACCAGAUUCUAGCACAAAUUAUACUUUUUACCCAUGAAAAAUUAAAUUAAUCUUAAUUAUCAAUAUUCAUCUUUCUUUUAAUUAUUAUUGUUCUUUCAUCUCUUAUGUCACCUUUACUGUAUUUAGUUGCAAAAAAUUAUAUUUAUUUGUUUUAAAAAUCUUACUACUUGUUGGUGUGUAUAAUUUAUUAUUGAUUUUUAUAGUUUCAUAAUAUCAUGGCCAUUUUAUUCGAUUUUCAUUUGAAUCAUGAUUAUGUGUUUAUUUUUCACUUUUAUCAAAUUUUACAUCAAAAUUUUAAAUAUUAGCAUUGAAAACAUAAAUAAAAUGUCAAACUUG